AUGCCUGCAUGGAGCAUGGCGGCGCCGGUUGGGUACGGCAGCGCGCCGUGUGGCUACUGCGACUCUAAAACACAUGCGUCGUCAUCUACAGACACAAGCUGCUCGUUUGGAUUUUGGCACACAAUUCGACUUUCCAUCGAUGCGUACCGCCCUUCGCGCGCGCAGCGACGCGCAGUGCAGCAUUUAUACUGGACGUUAUCCGAGCGCAAAAUACCAAACAAAUGGAAAGGAAAGUGGGGGAAGUAUGCUUGGGAUUUGGAGAAGCACUUGGCGCUUGUGCUAGAGGAUGAGGGAAGUACUCUUCCCGAUUAUAUGCACGCACCGUACGAUGUUCCCUGCGCUGAGCGUAUCCAAAUAUCUCUCGUACGCGCGCAUGCGACAGACGAAAAGUAUGCUCUUUUUCGCAAAUACCAAGCGCACAUUCACCAUGAGUCAGAAGAGGAUAUCAGCUCGCGCAAAGGUUGGGAGAAGUUUCUUGUGGAUGCGCCCUUUUUCGAUACCGACGCAAGCGGCGCUUUUGGCGCGUACCACCAAGAGUACAGGUUCUGCGGUCAUCUGAUUGCGGUCGGUGUAGUGGAUAUUCUGCCUUUUUGCGUAAGCAGUGUCUACUUUUACUACGAUCCCGAGUACAGCGACUGGGAGCUUGGGCGACUUAGCGUGAUGAAUGAAAUUGCAUUGGCGCGGCGCAUGCGCCGCGCGUUGGAUUUGCCGUGCCUGCGAUGGUAUUAUUUGGGCGCGUUUCAGCCGUCGGAAAUCCUCGAUACAAUGGACAAUUCCUGGCGUGCGCUGCGCAACGUAGAAGCACAGCUCGAUGCAGGCCAGCGCGCAGCGUUCAACGAGCCUCCCGGAGGAAAGAGUGCAGCUUACACGCAUGGUGCUGGAGACACAAAGCUACCAUGUCCCCUGCCUCUUGGCAUGGACGAGCCUGCGGCUAUGCACAAAGAUGCUGCAUGCCAUGUAUGUCUCAUGGAUGGUUCCCACCAGGCAAUGCUCAUUCCACUGACUGUAAGUACUGCGCACGUCUGA
This is a messenger RNA of Malassezia vespertilionis, 1026 nucleotides long. RefSeq names its product arginyltransferase (gene ATE1). The transcript has 5 exons. Gene Ontology annotation, molecular function: arginyl-tRNA--protein transferase activity. Gene Ontology annotation, biological process: protein arginylation. NCBI's taxonomy places the organism in Eukaryota, Fungi, Basidiomycota, Malasseziomycetes, Malasseziales, Malasseziaceae. Gene Ontology annotation, cellular component: cytoplasm. The record is from RefSeq and is a predicted model, not a curated record. The coding region runs from base 1 to 1026 and encodes 341 amino acids.